UUCAAGAAAUUUUUUUUAAUUAAGCAAACAAUUUGAAAACCGUCUCGAAAUUCAAGUGAGCUUUCAAAGUUUCUACAACGACUGCGAUCCGAACGAACGUCGCGAACACUGAAGCGCGAAGGAAGACAGAAAGGAGGCAGGAGGCAGGAGGCAGGAGUGGCAACGGAUCUCAGCAGCCGGCUCUGCAUGCGACGCCAACGAUGCACUGGCAGCAGCUGCUCAAGCAACUAUCGAACCACAUCGUCUUUCGCGGCCUGCACCACGCAUUCAUCGCCGUUCAGCUGCGCGACGAGCUGUGGAAGACCUCGGCCGGACGCCGCAGCCAGAAGAUGCGACCCUUCACGCUCUGGCUGACGCACAUACUGCUGAGCUAUGCGGGCGACAUCCUGGUCAGCCUCCUGCUGGGCAGUCUGCCGCUGGAGCCACUGAACAACGCCCAGGAUGUGGCGCUGUGCACAGCCGCCUGGUACAUCGUCUUCUACAGCCCGUUCGAUGUGGCCUAUGCCGUGGGCCGCUCGGCGGCCUGCCGCUGCCUGGUCGCACCGGUCACGGCGCUCAACCAGGUGCUGCACAUCGAGCGGGGCGUGCAGCUGGCCACCAAGAUCUAUGGACGAAGCGCCACGUUGCCCAUUCUGAUAAUUGGCACUGUAAUAGGCAGCGGAGCCGAGUUCCUGAAGCCCGUCGCAGCGCUGCUCAUCAAUCGAUGCCAGCUGCAGAAUGUCGCCUAUGUGAAGCUGAGCACCAACUCCAAGCUGGCGCUGCUCGUUACCUGGCUCUACCUGGUGCAGCUGAACCACAGUCGCCUGCUGCUCGGCCUGAGGCGGUGUCAGCUGCAGCUGUGCGUGCUGCUCGCUCUGACGAUCUUCCGGAUACUUGCGGUAUUCCAUCGGAUGGACCACUUCAUCUGGCAGCUGGAGAAUCGCUUGUGCUACGCGCUCUUCGGCGGCCUCAAUGCGGACUUAAACAAGUUUUUCAAACGAAAAAUUGCGCUGGCACCGCGCACAUCGUUUUCAAAACUUGAUUGAGCCUGCAUGUGGAUCACAUUUGUAUAUCAUAUAUCGUUUACCUGAUAUGUACGUAU
Drosophila navojoa is the source of this 1081-nucleotide messenger RNA. RefSeq names its product trimeric intracellular cation channel type 1B.2. Gene Ontology annotation, molecular function: potassium channel activity; identical protein binding. Gene Ontology annotation, biological process: potassium ion transmembrane transport. Lineage: Eukaryota; Metazoa; Arthropoda; Insecta; Diptera; Drosophilidae. The record is from RefSeq and is a predicted model, not a curated record. Gene Ontology annotation, cellular component: membrane.